This is a messenger RNA of Populus trichocarpa (black cottonwood), 3447 nucleotides long. Its product is annotated as proton pump-interactor 1. The transcript has 14 exons. The record is from RefSeq and is a predicted model, not a curated record. NCBI's taxonomy places the organism in Eukaryota, Viridiplantae, Streptophyta, Magnoliopsida, Malpighiales, Salicaceae. Bases 248 to 3217 code for a protein of 989 amino acids.
GAGGGUCCCGUUUUACCCUGCCUCUCUCUUGCUUAAGAAAGAGAAGUGACUCCUGCUUUGUCUCAGAGACAGGGAGAAGCGGAGAAGGAGAAGAGACUUCGAGAUCUAAGUCACGACCCACCCUGUUCGUUUGGUUAAAACUCGAAACUUGAGGGCCCUUUGCUUGUCAAGAGGGUCUUCUUUUUCUGCUUCCGUUUCUUUCUACUUCUGGAUUGUUCAUUUGUAAGGUUGAUCUUUGUUAAGAGCAAUGGGUGUUGAGGUUGUGGCACCUGAGAAGGUUCAGGCCCCUAUUGACAGUGUAAGUGAAGUAGAUGAAACAAUUCUGCAUGAAAAGGAAAACGUGAAACUGGAUGAGGUAUCAGGACUUACCGAGCCCAUACAAUUUGGUUCACAUGGGGAGGAGCCAGUUAGAGCAGAAGGAAAUGAUGUUACAGAUGCCAACUUGCCGAAGGAUGCCAUUGACGAGUGGCCUGCUCCUAAGCAGAUCCAUUCCUUUUACUUUGUAACGUACCGGCAAUAUGAUGAUCCGAAAAUAAAAUCCAAAAUUGAUCAGGCUGAUAAGGAGAUUCAGAAGAGGAAUCUGUCCCGGUUUGAGAUUACAGAAGAAUUAAAAGCUAUAAGGGCGAAACGGGCAGAGUUGGUGAACCAGGUAAGGACCCUGAAGAAUGAGGGUCGACAGUAUAAAUCGAUGUUUGAUGAGAAAAAAAAGAAAAUAGAGCCUCUGCAGCAGGCACUGGGCAAGCUGCGUGACACAAAUAGUGCUGGUCGAGGUGGUUUAUGUUCAUCCGAGGAAGAACUUAAUGAUCUUAUCUACAGUUUGCAAUACCGCAUACAACAUGAGAGCAUCCCAUUGACAGAGGAGAAGCAAAUACUUAGAGAAAUCAAACAGUUUGAGGGGACAAGGGAAAAAGUAAUUGCUAAUGCUGCUAUGAGAGCAAAGAUUCAGGAUUCAAUGGGUCAGAAAGAAGCCAUUCAAGACCAGGUCAAACUUAUAGGCGUUGACUUGGAUGGUGUAAGGAAGGAACAACAAGUACUUUGGGGAAAAGUUGACGGCCUAGAUGGGAAAGUGAAGGCACUGGAUGCUGAAAUUAAGACUUUACAGGAUGAGUUGACAGCUGUGACCCAGAAGAGGGACAAAGCAUAUGAAACUAUUCAGGAACUUCGGAAACAGCGUGAUGAGGCAGCGAAACGGGCAGAGUUGGUGAACCAGGUAAGGACCCUGAAGAAUGAGGGUCGACAGUAUAAAUCGAUGUUUGAUGAGAAAAAAAAGAAAAUAGAGCCUCUGCAGCAGGCACUGGGCAAGCUGCGUGACACAAAUAGUGCUGGUCGAGGUGGUUUAUGUUCAUCCGAGGAAGAACUUAAUGAUCUUAUCUACAGUUUGCAAUACCGCAUACAACAUGAGAGCAUCCCAUUGACAGAGGAGAAGCAAAUACUUAGAGAAAUCAAACAGUUUGAGGGGACAAGGGAAAAAGUAAUUGCUAAUGCUGCUAUGAGAGCAAAGAUUCAGGAUUCAAUGGGUCAGAAAGAAGCCAUUCAAGACCAGGUCAAACUUAUAGGCGUUGACUUGGAUGGUGUAAGGAAGGAACAACAAGUACUUUGGGGAAAAGUUGACGGCCUAGAUGGGAAAGUGAAGGCACUGGAUGCUGAAAUUAAGACUUUACAGGAUGAGUUGACAGCUGUGACCCAGAAGAGGGACAAAGCAUAUGAAACUAUUCAGGAACUUCGGAAACAGCGUGAUGAGGCAGCGAAACGGGCAGAGUUGGUGAACCAGGUAAGGACCCUGAAGAAUGAGGGUCGACAGUAUAAAUCGAUGUUUGAUGAGAAAAAAAAGAAAAUAGAGCCUCUGCAGCAGGCACUGGGCAAGCUGCGUGACACAAAUAGUGCUGGUCGAGGUGGUUUAUGUUCAUCCGAGGAAGAACUUAAUGAUCUUAUCUACAGUUUGCAAUACCGCAUACAACAUGAGAGCAUCCCAUUGACAGAGGAGAAGCAAAUACUUAGAGAAAUCAAACAGUUUGAGGGGACAAGGGAAAAAGUAAUUGCUAAUGCUGCUAUGAGAGCAAAGAUUCAGGAUUCAAUGGGUCAGAAAGAAGCCAUUCAAGACCAGGUCAAACUUAUAGGCGUUGACUUGGAUGGUGUAAGGAAGGAACAACAAGUACUUUGGGGAAAAGUUGACGGCCUAGAUGGGAAAGUGAAGGCACUGGAUGCUGAAAUUAAGACUUUACAGGAUGAGUUGACAGCUGUGACCCAGAAGAGGGACAAAGCAUAUGAAACUAUUCAGGAACUUCGGAAACAGCGUGAUGAGGCAAAUGCCAACUUUUACCAAUGCCGUAUGCUCUUGACCAAAGCCAAAGAACUUGCUGCUAGGAAAGAUGUACCGGCUCUUGAAGAACUUGCACAUGCUGAGGUUGAAAAUUUUAUGUCCCUCUGGAGCCAUAACAAAGCCUUUAGGGAUGAUUACAAGAAAAGAAUUUUGCCCUCCCUUGACCGCCGACAAAUGAGCAAGGAUGGACGAAUUAGGAACCCUGAUGAGAAGCCAUUGGUGAUAUUGGAGACGCCGAAACUUUCUGAACCAGAGCCAGUGGUAAAAGCUAUUGCAAAGCGACCGAAAGAAGAUCCAAAACCCCCUUCUCAAAAAGAUGCUCUACCCCCCCAAAAGGUCCAGAAGGAAACUACUAAGACAGAAUUGAAGACGACUUCAGAGCACUCUGACAUCAUUGACAAGGAGGUCUCUGGGUUGGAAAAUCUGCAAAAGAAUCCUGCAGAAAAGGAAGUUGAUGAAGCGAAAUUGAAGGAGAUGAAAAGAGAAGAGGAAAUAGCAAAAGCUAAGCAAGCCAUGGAAAGGAAGAAGAAGCUGGCUGAGAAAGCUGCUGCAAAAGCAGCUGCAAGAGCUCAAAAGGAUGCUGAGAAAAAGCUCAAGGAACGAGAAAAGAAAUUAAAGAAGAAGGCUGCAGCUACUGAGCCUGAGGAACCUGUCGAAGCAGUUGCAGAGGCAGAACCUGAAAUGGAUGAAGUGAAUGAUGAGGUUCCUGUUCCAGUGAAGGAAAAAGUUGGGAAAGAGAAUACUGUUAGGCCUAGGAAUCGUCCAAGAGGCCCGGGUUCACUUCCCAAAGUCAUCCCGAGGAGGAAAAAGUCAACAAACUAUUGGAUAUGGGCUGCUCCUGCUGCUUUAGUAGUUCUUUUGUUUCUAGCGCUCGGGUACUACUACUAUCUUCUCUGAAGAGUUAAAACUAGGGUUAAGUAGAAGAGUUAUGGACAGUUUUCUGCUUGAUGAGCAUGUGAGUGGCAAGGUCUGUUGUAGCAGAAUUAAUCCUUUUAUGUUCUUUCAUCCUGUCGAUGGAUGGACUCCAAACUCAUAAUGUUGUUGGUAGCUCAGUCAGUUUAAAGGUUUAGACAGAGAGCUAAAUACAUUGGUUUUGUUUUAUGCUGUUAUUAUGAUUUUUUCUCAAA